Molecule: messenger RNA, 1128 nt
Organism: Enterobius vermicularis (human pinworm)
Lineage: Eukaryota; Metazoa; Nematoda; Chromadorea; Rhabditida; Oxyuridae
Source: the annotation of a GenBank genome assembly
AUGGAUCCGAUUCUGUUUCGGUUUCAGCAAAGGGUGUUAUUGGCGAAGAAGGGGUUUAUGAAGAAAGGGUUCAUGCAAAAAGACUGCCUGGGGCAGGAGAUAUUUGACAGGCAGAAGACGCAUGGAGUCUGGGCCAGAAGUCUUCAUGAAUCGGCUUACACCCAUAGGGAGGGGAAUAUCCCCCAAAGGGUAAGACAAGUUGGCCAUCAAUAUUCAGAUCAAAUCCUCGACUACGAAGAUUUAAUUACUGCAUCGGCCGUGUACGCCAAAGAAAGAAUACGAACCAAUUUUUGGACUCGUAGGGCGUCGCCGAGACAAGUGAAGAUCAAGGUGACCAACCAGAGUAAGUUAAUAAUUGCGGAGUUAACUUUUUUCGUUCCGUUCGAUGUGCAGAAUCCGCAAUGCAGUAGAUUAUUAGCGUCGAGGCUACAGUACUGGAAGGAGGGUAAUGAAAUGAGGCCAGAAACGCAGUCCUGGAGCGCUCGAUUCUAUAGGAGCGGUAUGAAAAUGGUAGUCCAGAAAUUGAAGGUUGAUGAUUACAACAACAUUAUUCUUGAGGCGCGGAUGGAUAGCGACCAGGUGAGGGUAGCAAAAGACCAAGCCCCAAAAUUUAUGAAGCACAAUGACUUAACCGGCAUUAUUAUUUAUCCGGAUAUGGACAAUACCGGUUAUGAAAAUAUAACGAGGCAGUUUGUUUUGAGAAGAUUAUCAGCGUCUUUGGCGGAUAGUCAUCACCCUCGCCAGAAGGACAUUUUGAAAAAGCUUAUGCAGUUAAAAGAUAGUCAGCAGAUGGAAGUGGACUUGCCACCAUCAGCAGGAAUUCAAGAAGAGACUCACGAAAGUGUCGAUAUUGAAAUCCAAGGCGAAAGGAGACACGUGACACGGGAGCAAGAUCAAGAAGACCCACGUGAUCGCAUUAUACCUUUUAAAAUUGAUGAAAACGUUAAAAGGAACUAUGCUAGUAACAGCUGUUACAAUUUUAGCGGUACAGGAGAUCACGGAAAAGAGGUUCUGCAAGCCUAUGCUGAUGAAAAGGUAGAGGAGGCGAAAACAAAAUUUGUGAAUCAAUAUUUAAGAAGAAGAUUACUCUACGAUGGGAAUCCUUACCAUAAACGAGAGGCGCUCUGA